Kickxella alabastrina is the source of this 303-nucleotide messenger RNA. RefSeq lists its product as uncharacterized. NCBI's taxonomy places the organism in Eukaryota, Fungi, Kickxellomycota, Kickxellomycetes, Kickxellales, Kickxellaceae. The transcript has a single exon. The record is from RefSeq and is a predicted model, not a curated record. The coding region runs from base 1 to 303 and encodes 100 amino acids.
AUGAAGUUUUUUGCAUUCGCUCCUCUGCUUUUCGCCGCCGCCAGCUUUGUGCAUGCCGGAACCGUUCAGUCUAACCAGGUCAGCCCGAACGUAGCACAGGCAACUGAUAAGACAGGCCGCUCGCUCGAGAACUUCAAAUACGCCAUAACCAUGGCCGAGCUGACCGAUAAUGAGAUGAAGACCAUGAUUGGUAUUUUUGAUCGCGUCAGCGGAAAGAACUUGGGAGGGGUUUCCGGGAUUGCUCGGCAGAUGUCCAAGAUCAUCAAUGAUAUGCUGGCCAAAAUUCCGAAAUCGAUGAUCUAA